Chelonus insularis is the source of this 1165-nucleotide messenger RNA. Its product is annotated as transmembrane protein 17-like. Gene Ontology annotation, biological process: non-motile cilium assembly. Bases 206 to 760 code for a protein of 184 amino acids. The transcript is spliced from 4 exons. Lineage: Eukaryota; Metazoa; Arthropoda; Insecta; Hymenoptera; Braconidae. The record is from RefSeq and is a predicted model, not a curated record. Gene Ontology annotation, cellular component: ciliary transition zone.
ACCAAUAAAUUUAUAUGUAUAAUAUAAAUGGAACCAGUAUGUACAUAUAAUUGUGUACAUAAAUACAUUAAUAUUUUUUUAUUAUAAACAAAUUUAUGAAAAUUUUAAUUGGAGUAAAGAGCAUAAGACAAGUGAACGUAAAAAUAUACGUGUACAUAUACUUUUAUACUAAUUUUUUGUAAUUAAGUUAGUGCAUAAAUAAACUAUGUGGAAAUAUAAAGUAGUUAGUGUUUCAAAUCACAUAUUUCCAGGUUUAAUGUAUUAUGAUCGUGAUAAAAAAUUUUAUGAUACAGGAAAUCUGAUCAAAUCAAAUGUAUUACUCCAAAUGGUAUUAUAUUUUAAUGUAUGGCUGUUUCCUAUUUGGUUUUUCAUAAUGUUUUUGGGAUUAGAUGCUAAGUAUUACAACUUAAGCAACAUAUAUCGAUGCCUCAAUAUCAGUACUUAUACAUUAAUCAGUAUUAUUGAAUGUAUCAAGUUAUAUUUAGGAUAUAUUGGUAAUUUAUCGGAAAAGAUUCCUGAGUUGGCUAGUUUUUGGUUCAUAUCAACAUUACUUCAAUUUCCACUAUUGAUGUUUAUAUUAUUAGAAGGAAAUAUGUUAUCAUAUUUCAUUGAAAAAAUUACAACUGGAAUGAUGAUUACUCUAUUGAGUAUUGAAAUUAUGUCAUGUACCAUGACUUUGAAUAAUAUUGCAGCACAUAACUUGAAACAAUUUUAUGCAUCACAAAUUUGUAAUAUUGACAAAAAUUCGAAUGGCCGUUAGCUUUAAAUCAGUAUUGAAAAGAAGAAUAAAUUGGAAAAUUUAUGAAAUUACAUCCAAAUUAUUAUCAUUUAUGAAAAAUUCCAGAUUUAUCAAGUUAGUUUUUAGUCCAUUUGUAAAAUAUUCCAUUGCUUGAAGAACUUGCUCUUCCCUAUUCGGUAAAUCAUUUGCUAAUGCGAGCAUCAAUUUUGAUUUGGUUGGAGCCAUUCUAAUUAAAAGCUAUGUUAGGUAAUAAAUAAUUAAGUAAAAAUAAAUUUUUAAGUAAAUAAUACGAAAAAAAAUAAUAGAUUUUCAUAUCAUACACUAAAUAAUUGAAUAGCCAUCCAAUCAUGGUAAGGCUCUAAUGAUUUUUUAUAACUAUAUCUAAUGUUGGCUCCUAGAUCUUCAAUAAAUUCGCCUGUUUUUGAA